AUGUUUCGGCCGAAUGCCGCGCAAACGCGCUGCGCCGUGUACGCUCUGCACUCCUGGUCGGAUCCAGCUGAUCGCCUGGCCCAUAAGCGCUCAAAAAUAGGUGUUUGCGCAAUCGUUACGGCUAAUAUUGCCAACUUCUGCGCUACUGCCACCGACUCGGUGACAACUGGGGCUCCUGCCUCCGGCCGAUUCGCACCCGCAGAAUCUACCGUCUCUCUAGAUACCAAGUCCCUGCAGACGUUCCGCGCCGAUAAACCACCUCGCAACUGCGAUAUCAAUCACGCCGGCAGCGUUCAUAAUGCGCAGAUGACAUAA
Babesia bigemina is the source of this 315-nucleotide messenger RNA. RefSeq lists its product as hypothetical. The transcript is spliced from 2 exons. The record is from RefSeq and is a predicted model, not a curated record. The coding region runs from base 1 to 315 and encodes 104 amino acids. Lineage: Eukaryota; Apicomplexa; Aconoidasida; Piroplasmida; Babesiidae.